AUGCCCCAAUUGGUCAGGCAACUGUCACCAAAAAUUGGUUCGGAAACGGACCUUCGCCCGGCCGUGGAAUUCCUAAACUCCAUUAUACUAGAGUCUAGAGAGAGAAGUGUUUCAAGUAUUGUAACGAGAGAGAGAGAGAGAGAGAGAGAGAGAGAGAGAGAGAGAGGUGGAGGAAUGGGGUGGGCAAUCGCUUUGCAUGGCGGCGCCGGCGACAUCCCCCUUAACCUUCCACCAGAACGCCGUGAGCCUCGGGAGGCGGCCCUCCGCCACUGCCUAGACAUCGGCGUCGCUGCUCUCAAACACAACAAAUCCCCAUUGGAUGUCGUCGAACUUGUGGUGCGUGAACUAGAAAAUCAUCCGCACUUCAAUGCUGGAAAAGGUUCUGUCUUAACUAGUGAUGGAACUGUUGAAAUGGAGGCGUGUAUCAUGGAUGGUAGGACACAGAAAUGUGGGGCUGUUUCUGGUCUCACCACUGUCGUUAAUGCCAUAUCUCUAGCUAGGUUGGUUAUGGAGAAAACUCCUCAUAUAUAUCUUGCGUUUGAUGGGGCUGAGGCAUUUGCAAGGGAACAAGGUGUUGAAACCACAGAGAAAAGCCAUUUCGUUACUUCAGAAAAUAUUGAGAGGCUGAAACAAGCACAAGAAGCCAACAGAGUACAGAUAGAUUAUACACAGCCCAUCCCAAAAGAACCUACAAAAGAAACCACCAUAGCCGAUGGUGACAGCCAAAUCGGAACAGUCGGAUGCGUGGCGGUUGACAACCAAGGAAAUUUAGCCUCUGCAACUUCUACCGGCGGAUUAGUCAACAAGAUGGUGGGAAGAAUCGGUGACACCCCUAUUAUUGGUGCUGGGACUUAUGCAAAUAGCUUGUGUGCAGUCUCUGCCACUGGAAAAGGAGAAUCAAUAAUGCGGGCAACUGUGGCACGUGAUGUGGCGGCUCUUAUGGAGUACAAAGGGCUUUCUCUUGAGGAAGCAGCAGCUUAUGUCGUGGGAGAGUGUGCACCAAAAGGCACUGCUGGAUUGGUUGCAGUGUCCGCGAAAGGAGAGGUGACCAUGCAGUUUAAUACCACUGGUAUGUUCAGGGCUUGUGCUACUGAAGAUGGGUACUCUGAAAUCGCGAUAUGGCCAUCUGUCUGAGAGAAGAUAAAUUGGUUUGCACGGUCUUUGGUAAUUGUAACAUUUUGUUGUAUGGUCUGGUGAAACGCGAAUGAAUUAUAUGGUGUGGUGAAAUAUAAGCUGCCUGUUACGCUUGAGGUUUCAUAUACUGGAAUUAUUUAUGAACCCAGUAAAAAUGUUCUUUUA
Rhododendron vialii is the source of this 1299-nucleotide messenger RNA. Its product is annotated as isoaspartyl peptidase/L-asparaginase 1. The transcript is spliced from 4 exons. The record is from RefSeq and is a predicted model, not a curated record. Bases 1 to 1134 code for a protein of 377 amino acids. Gene Ontology annotation, molecular function: hydrolase activity. Lineage: Eukaryota; Viridiplantae; Streptophyta; Magnoliopsida; Ericales; Ericaceae.